GAAGAGGAGGAGGAGGAAGAGCCCGAGAGGCCGCAGCAGCGCGGCUUCACUCCGAGGCGGACUGUCUGUCAGACACACAUUCGAUAAUAUUCGUUUAAUUAGCUCGAUGCUGUCGCGUGUCGCAGCCCUCGAAACACAACAAUGGAGUCCAACAUUAAGGAGAUAAUAGAGGAAUUCAUGGGGAGUGCGUUGGCGCAAUGGGCCGAGCUGUUCGAGGGUAUGGUGGGGAGUGAAGACGGGGUCGCGCUCGACAGUCAGUACAUGGAAGUCAACUCAAGCGUCAAGAGCGCCCGAGACCGCUACCUCAGGCUGACCAAUGGGAUUUUCCUCAAUGAGGUCAUGAGGAUCAUAGACCCGAACCCGAAGGUGGAGCAGCUGUACAGCGGCGACAGACACGACCACAUGCUGAGGGUCCAAAACUUUUCCAUCCUGAACCGACACCUCCGGGCCUUUUACCAGGAAGACCUGCAGCAGUUGAUACUGAUGCCUCUCCCCAAUGUUGCCAUUCUGGGGCAGGACCCCCUAACAGAGGCUGCUGUGGAGGAGCUCAGGCGGCUGCUGCUGCUGCUGUUGGGGAGCGCAGUGCAGUGUGAGAAGAAGGAAACGUUUAUUCAGCAGAUCCAGUCUCUGGACAUCGAGACCCAGGCAGCCAUCGCCAGCUCCAUUCAGCAGGUGACUCAGGAUCCUCGCAUGGUGCUGCCGCUCCAGUGGGAGGAGCUGGUGCAGGCCGAGGGUGCAGACUUACAGCUGGUGUUUAGCUUCAUGGCCAAACAAAUCCAAAGCCUGCUGGCACAGAGAGACACACAUCUGGAGAGGAUGGCGGAGCUCUGUCGGGAGCGGGAAGCCCAAGCCGACUCCACCGCGGCGCCCCUGGGAGCCCACAGCGAGGAGCCGCCCCAAGGCCUGGCUCUCCAGCUGGCAGACAGCAAGGCCAAACUCCGCCGCCUUAAACAACAACUAGAAGAUAAAGGAGACCAGAUACUGGAUUACAAGCAGGAGAUACAGAUGAUGGAGGAGCAGCUCAAGAAGCUCCAGAAAGAGAACCGAUCUCUGCAGGGUGAGGUGAGGGGCAUGCGUGCACUGCGGGAUGAGCUGGACUGCGCCCGAGAGCGAGCCGCGCGGUCCGAGCAGCUCCAGACUGAGCUUCAAAGCUGCAAGCACAGAUUGCGCAGCCUGGAGCUCACGCGCACUCAGCUGAAGGAGCAGCAGCAGCUGUGCGCGGCGCUGCACGAGACCAAAACUCUGCUAGAGGAACAGCUGGCGGACGCCCGGGGACGCUGCUCCUCGCUACGGGAGCUGGAGAGGGACAACCUGCUGCUGCGGCAGAGGGUCAUGGACGUGGAGGCAGAGCGGGACACCGAGAGGCAGCGGGUUGACGAGCUGUUGGAGAUGAACAUGAGCCUGGAGGCGGACCUGCGGCUCCGGAGCAGCAGCGUUCCCGCGCCGCUCGUCUCCGCCCACCACCGCUUCCUCCAAUCGGAGCUGGACUCCGACGAGGAGCCGAGCGAGCUGAUUGAUCAGAAGCCGCUGAGCGUGGAAGUGGGCGAAGCGUCGGCUCUGAGGCUGCUGGGAGCCGAGCAGGAGAACGCAGAGCUGAGGAGGCGACUGGAGGAGCUGCAGGCCCAGCAGGAGGCGGAUCCUCCAGAUGUGAAGGAUGAGCUGGCUUGCCUCGAGAUGGCGCAUCAAAACACACUCAGAGAGGUUCAAAACGUGAAGAAUGAAAAUGCCACUUUAAAGCAGCGCUUGGAGCAGCUGUUGACCAAACUUCAGCACCUAGAAGACACGAGGAAGGAGGAAGGGGUGAAAAAGCUCAACAGCGAAGAGGAGAAGGUGGUGCGAGGAGUCCAGGGCUCCGAGUCCCGUCGGGGCGAGGGGGAAGGAAGGGUGAGGGUGACGGAGGAGAGAGAGAAACGAGGGGAAAUCAUUGGAAGCCAGCGGGAAGCCGGCGUUGGUGAAGAGAUCCUUCAUGGAGGUGAACCGUGUGGUGAGGAAAUCCACACCAAGAAGAGGGGGGAGGCGGAGGGCGGCUGGAAAGAACGGGAGAAACGAGACAAAGAAGCCGAGCCAAAGGAAGAGGAGCAGAGUGCAGCAGCAGCUUCAGUCAGUCAGAAUCCGCCAGAAGAUCAACCACAGACUGACGCUGAAGGCCGGGACGCCUGUUCUUCAUGCGGUCCUGAUGUGGAACAUCUGGCACGGCGCCUCCUGGAGGCUCAGGAGGAGGCCGACCGGCAGGCGGUGGCAGCCCAGGACCUGCGCUCCCAGCUGGGGGAGCAGAGCAGGAAAACCUGGGAGGCCGAGCAGAGGCUGGUGCUGCUGGAGGCGGAGCUCCAGCGCCUGAGGAAAUCCACCGAGAGCCUGGUGGAGGCUCGCAGGCAGAUCGAGGUCCUGCAGUCGGAGGGUCUGGUCGUGGAGGAGGAGCUGUGCCGCCUGCGGAGCCAGGCGGAGCUCCACAGGAUGCAGACGACGGUCAUCGCCACCCUGGAGGGCGAGCGAGCCGCGCUGGAGAGAGACAGGGACACGCUGCGCGGCACGGUGGACGCCCUGCGCGCCGCCCAGCGCAAGGGCGACCAGUUGGAGCUGACCGCUCAGACCCUCAGAGCGGAGCUGGAGCGACAGGGCCGCGCUCUGGACACGUCGCGCCGCCGGGAGGAGGAACUGGAGGCUGAGCUCCGUGAGGCCGCGCUGGAGGCGGAAUCGCUGGCCAGGGCGCGGGACCAGGCGCUGCUGGAAGCCUCCCGGUUAGAGCAGGAGAAGGAGGCGUGUCAGUCGGAGCUCGACAGCGGACGUAAGGAGGGAAGGCAGAAGGAGAGGGAGGUGGCGAGGUUAAGGCAGCAGCUGGAGAGCACCACCUUGGCCCUGGAGCACAGCAAUCAGAGAGCUCGGGCGCUGGACGCCGAACACAGACGUGUGUGUCAGCAGCUGUCGGAGUCCAAAGAGCGCUGCACUCAGCUGCAGGACCUGGAGAAAGAGCUCAGCACUCGAUUAAGCAGCGUGGAGGAGGGUAAACAGCAGCUGCAGGAGCAAUAUGUAGAAGUCCAGGCCAAGAUUAGCUCUCUGUCCCAGAAUCUGUCCAGUGAGCAGGCACAUUCUCACAAACUGGCUGCCGAGGUCGAACAUCUGAGCCAGAAGCUACAAAGAGCUCAGGCUGAACUGAAGGUGGCAACGGUCUCUCUCAGUCAGUCCCAGGAGAACGUAGAGUCGCUCUCCCAGUGCCUCAAGAAAAGCGAGUCCCUGCUUCAGCUGGAGAAAAGACGACGGAGUGCAGACUCAGAUUUGCCACAAAAAGAGGAGACGUCACCUCCGGAUCAAAGUCCUGAAGUCGGCGAAGGUCGCGACCUUUCUGUGGCUCCUCCGCACACAGCGGGAGAGACAGAGAGGUGGCUGAGCGCGAGGGUGGCGGAGCUGGAAAAGGAGAAAGCGGCGGUGGCUGCAGGACAAGAGGCUCUGCUGACACGGCUGUCUCAGUCCCAGGAGGCGAGCGAGCACCUUAAGGAGCAGCUGGAGGCUCUGCGCCGACACUCCAUCAGCCUGCAGGACUCCUGCACCCAACUGCAGACGCUCAACACCCAGCUGCAGGUUGAGCAAGCCUCUCUGAGCUCGCAGCAUGCGGGAAUUCUGGCGCGCUGCAGUGAGAGCGAGGCCCGCUGUGCCGCCCUGGAGGCCGAGGCCAAGGUGUGGGCGCGGGACCGCGAGGAGUCCCUGGCCAGGACGGAGGCUCUGCGGCGGGACCACGAGCGCAUGACGCUGCUGCAGCAGCGGCAGGAGGUGGAGCUGGAGGAGCUGCUGGACAAACAUUCCCAGCUGAGGAGCAACAACCGCAGCUUGGAGGCGCAGCACAGGGAGCUGGAGGGCAGGUACAAGGAGCUGCUGGAUGGCAAAGCGCAGCUGGAGGAGAGGGAGCGAGAGAUGAGGAUGGAGAGAGAGAAGAUGGAGGCAGAGGCCCAGAGGAGGCUGGAGAGAGAGCGAGAGCUGGAGAGGCUGAAGGAAAACAAUGAGAGGCUGCAGGCCCAGCAGAGGGAGUGGCUGGCGUCGCAGGCGGAGCUGCUGGCUCAGGGCUCGGUGCUGAGGGCGGAGCUGAGCGCCUCCCAGCUGGAGAGGACCCGGCUGGAGGGCGAGCUCAGCACCCUGAGGGAAACCAACCAGAGCCUGGACCUCAACAGCGCCAGGCUCACCAGCCAGUACCAGUUACUGACCCAGCUGAAGGGGAACAUGGAGGAGGAGAACCGACACCUCGCCGAGCAGAAUCAGAGCCUGCUGAAGGAGAACCGAGCCUUGCUGGAGCAGAGCCUGGAGCGCCGUGACCAGCACUAUUCACAGCAGAGGGAGUACCAGGAGAAACUGAGCGAGCUCCGUCGGGAGAAGCAGAAGUUGGUGGAGAAGAUAAUGGAUCAGUACAGAAUCCUGGAGCCCAGCAUGCCACUUCCGCCCAACAAGGCCAAGAAAUCUAACUGGAUUGCAGACAGGAUGAAGAAGCUAAUCAAACCCCGGGGAGGAGGAAGAGAGGGACGCGCCCUCUUCACUGCCGCGGGGAGCGUGGAAAACCUGGCCGACAGCUCCGAAUUCACAUCAGACACGCACACGGCGCAGUCUGACCCCCGCAGCGCGCCCGUCUCUCCCUCUCCUCUGAGGAAAACCCGAUCCCAGACCGACCCGGAGAGCCCAGUCCCGGGCACGCCCACCGCCCGCUCCGGCUCGGGGGGCCGCCGUAAGCUGGGGUCCAGGCACGGCUGGGGGUUGGGUUUGGCCAGGCAGGGCUCGGGGGUGUCCCAGUCCUUCAGCCCGGGAGACAAUAAGACACAUCCCCGCCUGCGCCUCCGCUCCAGCCAGAACUCGUCCUCGGUCCUCUGGGAGGGGGACAAGGGCGACGCGAAGACGCCUCAGGAGGCCGACGCCCCGACGGCCCGUCAGCAGAGCGUCGAGGAGGACGAAGCAAAAGACACUCAACACUCCAGCGACGAAACGUCCGACAAAGAUCUACAGACUCACUCCAGCUGAAUCCAGUAGAAGGGCUUCUCUAUUGGCUGCUUCCAGCAAGCUGUUUAAAAUGCAUCUUCGUGUAUGUCAGUAUUUUUGAAUAUAUGAAUAAAUUUCCUGAAUUAGUGAUCUGUGGUUGCUGAUAUAAAUGAUUUACCAAACUCUCUAAAUGGAGGAAUAGCUCCACCAGAGUGCCGAUAUUCCUGGAUCCGAUACAAAUAAAAACAUUUAUCUGUUCCAGGUUUUUUUUCCACCUCAUGUAGGACUGUCCACAAACAGAAAACUGUCAGUCACGUUUCAUUAGCCAUAUGCUAGAUGUUUAUACCAACGUAAUUCGGCAUGGCAAUUAAAUACAGCACGUUACACCCAAUAUCGCAGUUAGUUAUAAUAACAAAUAGUGGAAAUUUUCAAGCAACAAGCUCAUUCUUUUUUUCUUCAAACCCGCUGUUGUUCUCGUCCUCUAUUCACAGACACAGUUGUAGUAAAGCAGCUCUGUGUUGAGCUCCCAGCAGUCUGCAGGUCCAUGAAUGUCCACAACAAGGCCCUGAGAUUACGGUCUGAGGCAUAAUGAGCCACACAGACUUUUGCCAGCUCCUGUGUGUUUGCAAAAAUUGAGAGUACAAUCCCGGCUGAAGCUCUCAACAUGUUGAGGCUAAAUGUCUGUUGGCUCAACGGAGGCCGGAGGCCCGAGGAAGAGCGGAGAAGACGG
Messenger RNA from Salarias fasciatus (jewelled blenny), 5683 nucleotides. RefSeq names its product coiled-coil domain containing 88B (gene ccdc88b). Gene Ontology annotation, cellular component: cytoplasm; centrosome. The transcript has 28 exons. Gene Ontology annotation, biological process: cytoskeleton-dependent intracellular transport; cytoplasmic microtubule organization. The coding region runs from base 142 to 4995 and encodes 1617 amino acids. Gene Ontology annotation, molecular function: dynein light intermediate chain binding; microtubule binding. The record is from RefSeq and is a predicted model, not a curated record. NCBI's taxonomy places the organism in Eukaryota, Metazoa, Chordata, Actinopteri, Blenniiformes, Blenniidae.